AAGGGGAUACUCCUUUAUGGGCCUCCUGGAACGGGAAAGACACAUCUCACGCGAUCGAUCGCCAAAGAAUCUGGGGCAUCCAUGCUUUGCGUUGACGGUGCAAGUUUACUAUCCAAGUAUGUUGGGGAAAUCGAAAAGAACAUCAAGGCAGCAUUCACCUUGGCCACAAAGUUGCAUCCCUGCGUCCUCUUCAUUGACGAAGUGGACUCUCUGUUUUACGAUCGCGGCAUGGCAAGAAGGACCUGGGAGAGAAGCGCCGUGACACAAUUCCUCAUGCAGAUGGAUGGGUUAGCACAGAACGACAAGGCGCCUUGUGUUAUUCUCGCUACUAAUCGCCCCAAUUCCCUCGACAAUGCUUUCCUACGUCGCCUGCCACAGAAGAUUCCAAUAGGGCUUCCAGAUAUGAAGUCCCGAUCCGAUAUAUUGAGAGUGCUUCUCGAGGGUGAAGAGUUGGAACCGUUGGUUAACAUGGACUCUUUGGCCCGGGAAACAGAAGGUUACUCGGGGUCUGACCUACGCAGUCUGUGUGCAGAGGCGGCGCUCAUCUGGGCUAUUGAGAACAGCAAGAAAGGCCGUGAGAAUGAUUCAUCUGAUGGACCAGAUAAGAUGCGUCUUGGUUUAACACAUUUUGCCAAGGGGCUACAGAGGAUCCGGCCAAGCGUUUUGAAGAAGGACCUGUUGGAGCUUGAGUCUUUUAGAAAGAGGUUCAACCCCCACUGCAUUGGAUGA
Molecule: messenger RNA, 729 nt
Organism: Fusarium vanettenii 77-13-4
Lineage: Eukaryota; Fungi; Ascomycota; Sordariomycetes; Hypocreales; Nectriaceae
Exons: 1
Molecular function (GO): ATP hydrolysis activity; ATP binding
Source: RefSeq, a predicted model, not a curated record